Molecule: messenger RNA, 4533 nt
Organism: Triplophysa rosa
Lineage: Eukaryota; Metazoa; Chordata; Actinopteri; Cypriniformes; Nemacheilidae
Gene: phkb
Product: phosphorylase kinase, beta
Exons: 32
Coding region: 131-3385 (1084 amino acids)
Biological process (GO): glycogen metabolic process
Cellular component (GO): phosphorylase kinase complex
Molecular function (GO): calmodulin binding
Source: RefSeq, a predicted model, not a curated record
GAGCGGUGAUGAUGUUAUUGUGGUGUCAUUAUGGCCAGCUUAGCAGAUGUCGGCUGGAAGCUCCUGGAAUUCAAAGCCAGAUCUAAGCGAUCAGUUUAACUAAUACUGGCGUAGGAUCAUCUAAUGAACAAUGGCCAACACUACAAGCGAGGCACAGAAUGCCCGUCGCAAACUCCGGAAAUUUGGCUCCAUCUAUGAACCCCUUAAGCUAUCCAUACUGCAUCGUGAGGAUGAGCCCCUUUGGGAGAAACUUGACCGCUACUAUAACGCAGUGAAAUGCACCAUUCUCAAUUACCAGAGUCCCACCACUGGUCUGUUUCCAGUGAAGACUUGUUCUGGGUGUAAGGAAGCUAAAGUCAGAGACUCGCUCUACUGUGCUGCAAGUAUCUGGGCCCUGGCUUUGGCAUACAGGCGCAUUGAUGAUGACAUGGGCCGUACACAUGAACUGGAGCACUCUGCCAUUAAGUGCAUGCGAGGGAUUAUGUACUGCUAUAUGCGUCAGUCUGAUAAGGUGGAGAAAUUCAAGCAGGAUCCAAGCCCGUCCACGUGCCUCCACUCAAUAUUUAACGUGCAUACUGGCGAUGAAGUUUAUCCCUAUAAAGAAUACAAUCACCUACAGAUUGAUGCCUUGUCUCUGUUUUUACUGUACCUGGUAGAAAUGAUUUGUUCUGGCCUUCAAAUCAUCUACAAUACAGAUGAGGUAUCGUUCAUCCAGAACAUGGUUUUCUGUGUGGAGAGGGCGUAUCGUGUGCCAGACUUUGGCAUGUGGGAGCGGGGAAGCAAAUAUAACAAUGGAAGCACAGAACUGCAUUCCAGCUCAGUGGGGUUGGCCAAAGCAGCUCUGGAAGCCAUCAAUGGGUUCAACUUGUUUGGAAAUCAGGGAUGCUCUUGGUCAGUCAUUUUUGUGGAUCUGGAUGCUCAUAACAGAAACAGACAGACUCUGUGCUCUCUUCUGCCAAGAGAGUCUCGCUCCCAUAACACGGAUUCUGCCCUUCUGCCCUGUAUCAGCUACCCAGCUUUCGCUGUGGAUGAUGAUGCACUGUAUUCCCAGACUCUGGACAAGAUAGUCCGCAAGCUGAAGGGCAAGUACGGCUUCAAGCGCUUCUUACGGGACGGCUACAGAACAGCCAAUGAGGACAAGAACCGCAGGCACUACAAACCUGCAGAGAUGAAGCUCUUUGACGGGAUCGAGUGCGAGUUUCCUAUUUUCUUCAUCCAUAUGAUGAUUGACGGUGUUUUUCGAGGAAAUCAUGCUCAAGUCAAAGAGUACCAAGAACUGCUAGAAGCCGUUAUUUUCCAGUCUUUUGAGGGCCACGCUGUUAUCCCUAAAUACUAUUACGUUCCGGCCGACUUUGUGGAGGCUGAACAGAAAAAGCAUGGCAGCCAGAAGCGUUUCCCCAGCAACUCAGGCAGCGAUGGCAUGCUGUUCCUCUGGGGGCAGGCUCUCUAUAACAUCGCUAAGCUGCUGGUGGACGAUUUGAUCAGCCCAAAAGACAUCGAUCCCAUCCAUCGCUAUGUGCCACGGCAGGAUCAGAGGAACGUCAGUAUGCGAUACUCCAAUCUGGGUCCCAUUGAGAAUGAUGUGGUCAUCCACGUGGCCCUGAUAGCCGAGAGUCAAAGACUGCAGGUCUUCCUCAACACCUACGGCAUCCAAACUCAGACCCCGCAGCAGGUGGAGCCCAUUCAGAUAUGGCCCCAGAAAGAACUAGUGAAGGCAUAUCGCUUCCUCGCCAUAAAUAAGAAACUUGGUUUAAGUGGGAGACCAGAAAGGCCUGUUGGUUGCAUUGGCACUUGCAAGAUUUAUCGUAUUCUUGGGAAGACUGUAGUCUGCUAUCCAAUCGUAUUCGAUCUCAGCGACUUCUACUUGUCCCAGGAUGUCAUGCUUUUGAUCGAUGAUAUAAAGAAUGCCUUGCAGUUUAUUAAGCAAUGCUGGAAGAUGUCGGGACGACCUCUUUUCUUGGCGCUCAUCAGAGAGGACAACAUCAAGGGGAGCCGAUUCAACCCCAUUCUGGACAUGCUGGCAUCAUUUAAGAAAGGAAAUAUUGGUGGCGUUAAAGUUCAUGUGGAUCGUCUUCAGACACUGAUCUCAGGCGCUGUGGUGGAGCAACUUGACUUCCUACGUGUCAAUGAAGCUGAAAUCCCAGAGUUUAAGAGCUUUGAGGAGCUGGAGUUGCCCAAGCAUUCGAAGGUGAAGCGUCAAACCAGCACACCAAACGCUUCGGACCUGGAGCAGCAGCCCGAGAUCAACAUUGAGGAGUGGUUCCAUAAACCCACAUUUGAGAUUAUACAGAAAUUCAAAGACUGUGACUGUUUGGCCACUCAGGCCCAGUUGGCCAGCAUUCUCUUUAAGAAAGAAGGUCCUGACUUCUUCGAUAAAAACGAGAAUCUCAAGGAUGAGUUGGAGAGAAUUUACAGAAGAGCUGGGAGCAGGAAGCUUUGGUCCGUUGUGCGCCUUGCUGCCAGUCUCUUAACUAAACUAGUGGACAGCCUUGCCCCCAGCAUUACUAGCAUUUUAGUGCAUGGCAAGCAGGUGACUCUUGGACUAUUCGGGCAUGAGGAGAUAGUGAUAUCUAACCCCCUGUCUCCAGGGGUCAUUAAAGACAUCAUCUACAGUAAGUGCAGCCCUCAUGGCGAGCGAGAGGCCGUGCUGCAACAAGAGCUUGUCAUCCACAUCGGCUGGAUUAUCUCCAACAACCCAGAGCUCUUCAGUGGCAUGCUGAAGAUCCGUGUGGGGUGGAUUGUUCAAGCCAUGAAGCACGAGUUGAAGAUUCGAGCUGGUGACAUGCCACCUCAGGACAUCUACCAGAUGUCCCCUAGUGAUGUCAAACAGCUACUGCUGGAUGUCCUCCAGCCUCAGCAGACUGGCAGGUCCUGGCUUAACAGAAGGCAGAUUGAUGGCUCGCUCAACCGAACCCCGCUGGGCUUCUAUGAUCGGGUUUGGCAAAUCCUGGAGAGAACACGUAAUGGUAUUACGGUUGGAGGAAAUCAUCUCCCUCAGCAACCUACACUAUCAGAUAUGACCAUGUACGAGAUGAACUUUUCUCUGUUGGUGGAGGACACGCUGAAGAACAUUGUUUUGCCUGAAAAUAGACAGAUUAUUGUGGAGCUGUUGAUGGUGGUGUCAAUUGUGCUGGAAAGAAACCCAGAGCUGGAGUUUCAGGAGCCGGUGGAUUUGGACCGGCUGGUUAAAGAUGCAUUUGCAGACUUUCAGAAAGACCACAGCAGACUAGAAGUGUCUGAGAAACAGGGUAACAUGGGGGCUUUCUACAACACACCAGCCCUGGGUAAAAAAGGUACAUCCAGCUACCUGACUAAGGCAGUAAUGAUCCAGCUGCUUCAGGGAGAGGUGAAGCCCAGUAAAGAUGACCCGUGCUCAGUCAGCUAAAGCAGGCCCAGUCUAACACAGAAUUAGUUUUACGUACAAAAUGUAAUGUAUAAAUAUAUUCAUUUAGAGCUUUGACUGUCCAUCUGUUUUGAAAACCCGAGAGUACAGCUUCACUUGGGAGCCUCAUAUAAGUAUUAAAAACAUACUGUACAUUUCUUCCUAUUUUAUGGGCUGUGACAUUUGAAAUGCCUUAAUGACCAGGUCAGUGUACUGUUAUAGUAUACUAUAGGGAUGAAGAACUGUUUUACUGAACUACCGUGGUCAGUAGGUCUGCAUGUCAUCAUUUCUGCAGGUGGGUUUGUUUUGAAUAGUGACACAGUGAUGUCACAUAAACAGAGUUUAAAGUAACAAUAUACUUAAUCGUUGUUACGUAGCAUUUAUGUGUUUCUUAACUUUAUGUAGUUUGUAUUUAAUUCUAAUGAGUUUACUUUAGAGCCUAUGGCUCCUUGUUAUUGUAUCAUGUGUCACUUGCGUAUAUGUUUAUGUGAAUUCUAAUAGAAAAUUGUGAGUGCAUGACAGUAGUUUUUCAAUCUAUUACAGUACUGGUGCAGCAAAACUAUAUUAAAAGAGAAAAUAAAUAGCUUUAACUUGGAAUGUGUGAUUUCUUUCCUCUUUUUUGGCGUUGGCUGCGUUAUAAAGCUCAAUGCUUUGGCACUAAUAUAAAAGUGGCUCGUGUUGCAUAGAUCUUGUUAUUGGGGAACAUCUCAAGGGAGAAGCUCAGAAGAAAUCUUGUUUGUUGGAGCGGGUGUGUCCGCGCACCGAGAUGCUUGUUUAUUAUGCUGGCCACAGAUAUCAGCCUCCACUUAUGAGAGUGUGAUCAGAAAUCUCAACAGUUCUCCUGAGGAAUGACUAGAGGAGCUGUGUCCGAAACUCAAAAUAUAUUAAACUUGGAGAGCAUAUUGAGAGCCUGAAGUAUGCGUCCCUCCCCUGAGGAAAAACAGAAGAUUUGAAUGCAUGGCAAUAGUACAAGAGUUUAUGGCUGAAGUUUUGUUGAUUAUCAAACUGAAAUAAAUCAUCAAAUGCAUCACGUACAAGUGCGGAGAGCUGUUCUCAUGAUAAUUAUAGUUCUCACAGGUUCACGUGAAAACAUCUGUAAGACGAGAGCUAAUGUGAUUUCUCAUGACACUUUAAAGAAUAAAACACUUCCU